Molecule: messenger RNA, 1617 nt
Organism: Alosa alosa (allis shad)
Lineage: Eukaryota; Metazoa; Chordata; Actinopteri; Clupeiformes; Clupeidae
Gene: setmar
Product: SET domain and mariner transposase fusion gene
Exons: 3
Coding region: 152-1087 (311 amino acids)
Cellular component (GO): nucleus
Molecular function (GO): histone methyltransferase activity; zinc ion binding; protein binding
Source: RefSeq, a predicted model, not a curated record
UCAACUGAGGAGCCAGCAUAGAGCUGCAUGAUGGAAAGACUUGUCCUACAACUGCAACUUUAAACUUGGCAAGAAGCAACAUUUCCCCCUUCUCGGAAUAUUACCCGUAACGUGAACCAUUCACAUAGUUACUGAUGGAUUGUUUUGCUACAUGGCGUCAGAUAGCGCUAGGGAUAUGACAAAUUCUUACAACCAAGAUUUGAGCAAUGGUCUCGAGAAUGUCCCAGUUAGAAUUGACUGCAGCGGUGUUGGUAAAGCUGAAUUUCCCAACUUCCAGUACACACCUGAAAAUGUCCCAGGGCCUGGCUGCAGCAGUGACCCAACUGAGAUCACCCUUCCUGGAUGCCAGUGCCACACGCACUCCUGCCAGAGCGAGAAGUGCCAGUGUCUGCAGCGGUAUGGUCCAGCAUACAGCGACCAGCAGAGGCUACAGGGCCGUAGGGAUGCGGAGAGUGGCUACUCCAGGCCUGUGUUCGAGUGCAACGCCCUGUGCGACUGCAGCGAAGACUGCUCCAACCGUGUGGUGCAGAGAGGAGUAGUUUUCAGACUGCGCGUGUUCCUCUCAGUGGACCGUGGGUGGGGUGUGCGCACUAUGGACGCCAUACCACGCGGCGCCUUUGUGUGCGAGUAUGCCGGCGAGGUGAUUGGCUUGGAAGAGGCUCGGUCCAGGCAGCUCGCUCAAGGACCGGAGGACAUGAAUUACAUCAUUGCCGUGAGGGAGCAUGCCGGUCAGGGUAAUGCCAGGGAAACGUUCGUGGACCCCUUCUCCAGGGGCAACGUGGGACGCUUUAUCAACCACUCGUGCCAGCCCAACCUCUUCAUGGUACCAGUGCGUGUACAUUCUAUGGUGCCCCGAUUGGCCUUGUUUGCUGUGCGGGACAUUGUCCCUGAUGAGGAAUUGACAUUUGAUUACUCUGGCAGGUACAACAAUCAGGCUUCAGAGACCGCAAAUUCUGACCAGAACCAUCUGUCAGAGCAGAGCAACCAAGGAGAAAGUGUCAGUUCCCUGCAGAGGAAACCCUGUUACUGUGGAGCAGUGAACUGCACACGGUACCUACCUCUGGACAUCACUGUUCUCCACAGUUAGAGAAGGACAUUACUGAACAUCACUGUUCCCCACAGUUAAAGAGGGGUCAUCAUUGUAGUCCACACAAGCACACUUCACAUUCUACUUUGUUUUUCAAACCAUGGCCCCAACUGUGCCAGUUACUUUAUGAGUUUAGAUAAAACUGUUCAGAAAGUUGAACUGUAGUUAAUUAAAUGAAGAAAUGCUCAGAUGUUUCUAGCAUCUUGCAGAUUGUCCUGCAGGACUGGAGCUUCGGCAGUACGAACGAUAUACUUUUUGACAUACCACCAUCAUGCGAUCCAAUUCCAUAUGCCAUGCGUGGUGCCAUGGGCUAUUGAUGCCAAUCUCCCUAGCUGAGGGUUGCCUCCCUACUUCCCUCAUUGGCCAGUGUCAUCAUGUUUAUCCCAAGAGAGUAUUGAGGAGAGAUUUGCUUCAGAGAUGUUUAAACAUACCAUACCUGCUGUGGUGAAGCCAUUUUAUUUUUGAAAAGAGGAUGAGUAUCCAUCAGGUUUUACCUAGGUGGAAUGGCCUCUGUCUAUUUGAAAACCGUA